AUGUCCGUCUGCUCCAGCAACCUGAGCUAUGGCAGCAACGUCUGCAUGCCCGGCUCCUGUGACCCCUGCCCCGACUCCUGGCAGGUGGACGACUGCCCAGAGAGCUGCUGCGAGCCCCCCUGCUGUGCUCCAGCCCCCUCUGUGACCCUCGUCUGCACCCCAGGGAGCUGCCAGUCAGUGUGCACCAGCUCCUGCACGCCCCUGUGCUGCCAGCAGUCUAGCUGCCAGCCGUCCUGCUGCUCCUCCAACCCCUGCCAGCAGCCCAGCCGUGUGACCCUCUGCUGUGAGCCCGUGAGCUGUGUGCCCGUCUCCUGUGUGCCCGUCUGCUCUGGGGACUCCUCCCCCUGCUGCCAGCAGUCUAGCUGCCAGCAGCCCAGCCGUGUGACCCUCUGCUGCAGGCCCGUGAGCUGUGUGCCUGUCUCCUGUGUGCCCGUCUGCUCUGGGACCUCCUCCCCCUGCUGCCAGCCCUCGUGCUGCCAGCCCAGCCCCUGCCCCUCGUCCUGCUGCAGACCCUCCUCCUGCGUGUCCCUGCUCUGCCGCCCCGUGUGCAGGCCCGCCUGCUGCGUGCCCGCCCCCUCCUGCCAGCCCAGCUGCUGCCGCCCGGCCUCCUGCGUGUCCCUGCUCUGCCGCCCGGCCUGCUCCCGCCCCGCCUGCUGCGGCCUCUCCUCGGGACAGUCCUGCUGCUGA
This is a messenger RNA of Lepus europaeus (European hare), 687 nucleotides long. Its product is annotated as keratin-associated protein 10-12-like. Bases 1 to 687 code for a protein of 228 amino acids. The transcript is spliced from 2 exons. The record is from RefSeq and is a predicted model, not a curated record. Gene Ontology annotation, cellular component: keratin filament. NCBI's taxonomy places the organism in Eukaryota, Metazoa, Chordata, Mammalia, Lagomorpha, Leporidae.